Molecule: messenger RNA, 1269 nt
Organism: Etheostoma spectabile (orangethroat darter)
Lineage: Eukaryota; Metazoa; Chordata; Actinopteri; Perciformes; Percidae
Gene: med10
Product: mediator complex subunit 10
Exons: 4
Coding region: 151-555 (134 amino acids)
Biological process (GO): regulation of transcription by RNA polymerase II
Cellular component (GO): mediator complex
Molecular function (GO): transcription coregulator activity
Source: RefSeq, a predicted model, not a curated record
GCACCCACAGCGAUUGGCUAUUUCUUUUGCCGUAAAGUACCUCGGCUGUGGCUGUCGUUGAAUCGGUGGCUAACAGUCAACACCGAUUAAUAGACAAAGAUAUUCUACUAAACGGAGUCAUUUCUAGUAGUUUAGUAACAGUUAGUCAACAUGGCGGAAAAAUUUGAUAACCUGGAGGAGCAUUUGGAGAAAUUUAUCGAGAACAUUCGACAGUUGGGAAUCAUCGUCAGCGACUUCCAGCCCAGCAGCCAGACAGGACUCAACCAGAAGCUGAAUUACAUGAUAUCUGGACUGCAAGACAUCGAGAAGUGCCGCCAGCAGCUUCACGAGAUUAACGUACCGCUCGAGGUCUUUGAAUACAUUGACCAAGGGCGAAACCCUCAGCUGUACACCAAGGAAUGUCUGGAGAGAGCCUUGGCGAGGAACGAGCAGGUCAAAGGGAAGAUCGACACGAUGACGAAAUUCAAGAGUCUUCUGAUCUCUGAGCUCAGCAAAGUCUUUCCAGAGGAGAUGGUAAACUAUAAGGCCAUACAUGGAGAAGAUGCCCCUUCCUAGUGACUGCUCCACCCUAUGACCCCCAACCUGCAACCUGUGACCUUUGAAAUAAAAGCCUGAAUGGAGCAUGACCAAACAGGUUCCUCUGUGGUUGCCCGGAGAAUAGGAUGACAACCUGUUAUUUUUUUUCAUAAAUAUUGCGAUGCUGACGAAGACGUUUUUUAAGUUCUGCUCAGCAGCACCCUGACUCAGCCAAUCCUCUCCUUUCUUUACCUUUAAAACUUAUUUAAAGAAAUACAAAUCAAUAAUGGGAGGAGUAGAGAGGAGAAACAAAUAAUGUUCCGCACAGGGUUGUUAUGUUGCCAGGAGACGCAUUUGAUUUUAACGUCCCUGUUGAUGCAUGGGCAGUUGGCAGCAGAGGCAGUUCCUACAUCUCCCAGCUGUACAGGAGGAAACAUCCAGGCGCUGCAGGGCACCGGUCUGCAUUAAGGAAUUUACUCCCAUCAGUUGUACAUACAAUAUAUUUAUACUCUUACAGUCUUUUGUAAUGCUUCCUAAUCCUUGUGCAACAUACGUUUGUUCCACAGACGCACACACAGUUCAUGACUUUUGUAUCAAGCUCAGGUUUCUAAUGGCCAUCAUAAUUGAAUAUUAAUGCUGUUUGAUGAUAAUUCUGUGCCUGAUCACUCGACGUGGUCAGAAAUGAGUCCUCUCUUUAUUUGUAAGUUGUUUGUAUUAUCAUUUUUGUUAUUAAAAAAUGAUCCUUGUUGGGCU